AUGUCCAUAAAAAAAUUUCGUGAACGUAUUAUAGGUUCCUGCGGAAUCUCACUUUGUCUUGCAGUUGUAACGACAAUUUAUCUUUGUCUUACUCAUUUCAAUGAGAAUAAAGAACUCAAUCUUCUUAAUUAUGGAGCCUACUACUAUUUUGUAGUGAAAAUAUUGUAUUGUAGUAUUAUUGCCCAUAUGAUACCCUCAUUUUCAAUAUUUUACUUUUUUUUAAUAAUUGGGCUUCUAUCAUUUCAAUACGCUUUUUCUGACGAUGAUGCAAACUAUGUUAGUCUUGUCCAGUCUGCAGGUACAAUAGACAGUUCAGACAUUCCGUGGCUUAUAUUGGGUGUUGUAAUUGGACUUUUGUUGUACUCGAUUAUUCUAAUAAUUGUUAUGGCAAUUCAGUAUCGAUUAUAUUUUAAAUGGUUAAAAAAUAACUAUAAAAAUAAUCCAGAUACACUUUAUGAUUAUUUUCUUUAUUCUAAAUCAUACACAAUUUUUAUUAUAGUAUGUUCAAUUUAUCGGCCACUUAGUGCGUGCGAAGUUGAAAUGAUUGAUAAGUGGAUUAAAUCACCUUCCAUUAAAAUGGUGUUAUCAACUGAUCAUGAAAAUCGAUAUUUAUCAAGUAUUCAAUUAUCAGAUAAUCAUUGUGCUUUGACUUUUGCCGAAGCAAUUUAUAGGCUAGCUUCUGAUGAAUUUUUUAUAUUUAAAGAAGGUUUAUCAGAUGAUAAUAUGCAAGACACCACCAUUGUAAGUGAAGAAUAG
Messenger RNA from Cetraspora pellucida, 756 nucleotides. The record is from the annotation of a GenBank genome assembly. Lineage: Eukaryota; Fungi; Glomeromycota; Glomeromycetes; Diversisporales; Gigasporaceae.